GGAGUUUCUGAUCAACGUUACAAUGAAUAACAAUACGUGUUAUGCCAUAGCAAUCCCAGCUAUGGUGGUGCUUUUGCUGGCUAUGUGUGAAGCCACUUCAGGGUUAACACAAGCUGAUGCUCUUCUUAGGUGGAAACAAAGUCUACCUGAUCAACCCAUUCUGGAGUCGUGGGUGAUCAACUCCACUGCAACAACUCAAACUCCAUGUUCAUGGCGAGGUAUCACGUGUGAUUCCCAAGGCACUGUCACUGUCAUAAACUUGGCUUAUACUGGACUUGCAGGUACCCUUCAAAAUCUCAACUUGUCUGUUUUUCCAAACCUUCUUCGUCUUGAUCUCAAAGUAAACAAUCUCACUGGCACCAUACCACAAAACAUUGGGGUGCUCUCAAACCUCCAGUUUCUUGACCUUUCCACCAACUUUCUCAAUGGCACUCUGCCUCUUUCCAUUGCCAAUCUGACUCAAGUUUUUGAGCUUGAUGUGUCGAGAAAUGAUGUAUCAGGGGUAUUAGACCCUUCCCUGUUUCCUGAUGGAUCAAACAGCCCCAAAAGUGGCCUCAUUGGUAUCAGGAACCUCCUCUUUCAGGACACCCUGCUGGGUGGCAGAAUCCCAGAUGAAAUAGGGAACAUUAGAAACCUGACUCUUCUAGCUCUUGAUGGAAACAGCUUCGAUGGCCCUAUUCCGCCUUCUCUUGGCAACUGCACGCAUUUAAGCAUUCUCAGAAUGCCUCAAAACCAACUCUCAGGGCCAAUACCUCCCAGUAUCGGUAAAUUAACCAAUCUAACCGAUGUUCGCUUUUUCUCCAACAACUUAAAUGGUACUGUUCCCCCAGAAUUAGGAAACUUGUCUUCCUUGAUUGUGCUGCAUCUUGCUGAGAACAACUUGGUUGGUGAGUUACCACCAGAAGUGUGCAAAAGUGGGAAACUUGUAAAUUUUAGUGCAGCCUUUAAUAGUUUCACUGGCCCUAUUCCAAGAAGCCUUAGAGACUGUCCAUCCUUGUACAGGGUUCGACUUGAAUACAACCGGCUGACAGGUUUUGCGGAUCAGGAUUUUGGAGUGUAUCCCAACCUCACUUACAUGGACUUCAGCUAUAACAAGGUGGAAGGUGGUAUUUCUGCAAAUUGGGGUGCCUGCAAAAGCUUGCAAUUUCUCAACAUGGCUGGAAAUAGAGUAAGUGGUUACAUUCCAGGUGAGAUUUUUCAGUUGGACCAACUACAAGAGCUCGACCUAUCCUCCAACCAAUUGUUAGCACAGAUUCCACCACAGAUAGGAAAUUCCUCCAACUUGUACAACUUAAAUUUAAGUCACAACAAUCUCUCUGGUGUGUUACCAGCAGAAAUUGGAAAACUUUCCAGUUUGAGGUCCUUAGAUCUGUCCAUGAACGUGCUGUUCGGAUCAAUCCCAAAGCAGAUAGGUGACCUCUCCUACUUGCAAAAUUUAAAUCUAAGCUACAACAAAUUCAAUGGCACAAUCCCCUACCAAAUUGGAAACCUGGCAGAUUUACAAUAUUUUUUGGAUUUGAGUUACAAUUCUCUUUCAGGAGAUAUUCCCGGUGAUAUUGGCAGGCUUUCAAAUUUGAUAAGCUUGAAUAUCUCUCACAACAAUAUUUCAGGUUCCAUCCCUCACUCUCUAAGUGAAGUGCUGAGUUUGUCAGAAAUCAACCUCUCCAACAAUAAUUUGGAGGGUCAAGUUCCCGAAGGUGGCAUAUUCAACUCUUCUUAUUCCCUGGAUUUGAGCAACAACAAAGAUCUUUGUGGCCAUAUUCGAGGUUUGCGUCCUUGUAGUGUCUCUGUCUCCAAACCUGACGGUGGAUCAAGUAAAAGAAACAAGGCUGUGAUCACCAUUGCAGCUUCCCUUGGAGGUGCUCUUUUUAUUUCUCUGGUGUUAGUUGGGAUUUUCUGCUUUAGCUACAAGAGAAAAUCAAGAGCUCAAAGGCAAAGAAAUUCGUUCAGUAGACUGAAUCCAUUUUCAAUCUGGUACUUCAAUGGGAGAGUUGUGUAUAGAGACAUAAUUGAAGCUACCGAGAACUUUGAUAGCCGAUAUUCCAUUGGGGAAGGAGCACUGGGGAAAGUUUAUAAAGCGGAGAUGGCAGGAGGUGAAGUAUUUGCUGUAAAAAAGUUGAAGUGUGAUUCAGAGAACUUAGACUUUGAGAGAAUAAAAUCCUUUGAGAAUGAGGUAAAAGCCAUGACAGAAACACGCCACAGAAACAUCGUGAAGCUUUAUGGAUUUUGCUCUCAAGGGGUGCACACCUUUCUAAUUUAUGAGUACAUGGACAGUGGAAACUUAUCUGACAUGCUUAGAGAUGAAAAGGGAGCAAUGAAACUGAAUUGGCACAAAAGGGUUGAAAUUAUCAGAAAUGUAGCAAGCGCUUUGUCUUACAUGCACCAUGAUUGCGCUUCACCUUUAAUUCACAGAGACAUAUCCAGCAAGAACGUUUUGCUGUCCCUCAAUCUUUCAGCUCAUGUCUCAGAUUUUGGAACUGCCAGGUUUCUGAAACCGGAUUCUCCCAUUUGGACAUCAUUUGCCGGCACAUAUGGUUAUGCUGCUCCAGAGCUAGCUUACACAAUGGCAGUGAGUGAGAAAUGUGAUGUGUUCAGCUUUGGCGUUUUGGCUUUGGAGAUUCUUACGGGAAAGCACCCUGGUGAUAUUGUUUCCUACAUGCAAAAUUGUAGUGAACAGAAAGUAAACAUGAAAGAGAUUUUAGACCCUCGUCUCUUGCCUCCUUCCAAGAAGCAUUUGAAGCAAGUUGAUUUGAUUGCUAACAUAGCUCUUUCAUGUUUAAAGACAAACCCUCAAUCUAGACCAAGUAUGCGAAGCAUAGAUCAGCUGCUUGAAAUGGAGACUGCAAACUUAUAAUAAGUUUUUUUUUUCUUUCUAUGGAGAUUUAAGAGACAACUUGUUAUAAAUUAGAGUGGUUUUAUAUGUGAGUUGUGCUUUGAAUAAUUCGUGGCUUAUAUAAGGUAAAGUUUUAGCUUGUUUAACGAAUCUGAGAAGAUGCAGAGAAAGUGUGGAUUAAACUAUA
Messenger RNA from Vigna angularis (adzuki bean), 3020 nucleotides. Its product is annotated as MDIS1-interacting receptor like kinase 2. Gene Ontology annotation, biological process: protein phosphorylation; hormone-mediated signaling pathway. The transcript has 2 exons. Gene Ontology annotation, cellular component: plasma membrane. NCBI's taxonomy places the organism in Eukaryota, Viridiplantae, Streptophyta, Magnoliopsida, Fabales, Fabaceae. The coding region runs from base 23 to 2854 and encodes 943 amino acids. Gene Ontology annotation, molecular function: protein binding; ATP binding; protein kinase activity. The record is from RefSeq and is a predicted model, not a curated record.